Cladophialophora immunda is the source of this 645-nucleotide messenger RNA. RefSeq lists its product as uncharacterized. The transcript has a single exon. The record is from RefSeq and is a predicted model, not a curated record. Bases 1 to 645 code for a protein of 214 amino acids. Lineage: Eukaryota; Fungi; Ascomycota; Eurotiomycetes; Chaetothyriales; Herpotrichiellaceae.
AUGAUUGAGGUCAGAAAGUACCAGCUACCGCCUACGGAGCUCAUUCCGAACUCGCCACGCCCUCUCCUCCACUAUCCUGGUAUUUUGUCUUCCUCGGCCUCCAUCUCAACAGCAGCCUACGACGCUUUUUCUGAUAACGGAUGGCGUGUUCAGUGGAUCUUCCGCUACGGUUCCACCCAGGACUCUCACUACCACUCAGCAACUCAUGAAUGCAUGGCUGUGCUCUCGGGAACUGCAACCAUCCGAUUUGGCGUGGCCGACACUGAUCCUGACCUCAAUGGGGGUGCUCAUGGUUCCGGCAGGGAAGACGGCGGAAUCGAACUUCAGGCACGCGCCGGCGACGUCUUUGUCAUACCCGCUGGUGUCGCGCACAAGACAUUCAAUACCGAGCCCUCUGCCGAGUUUAAGCUUCUCACUCCUGGUGAUGGCCAUCACAUAGCGGCCAAGGAUGUGAGGAGUGCUUUGGGGGAGCUGCAGCUCUCCGGCUUCACCAUGAUUGGCGCAUACCCCGAAGGCGGCGCUUGGGACUUUGCGAAAGGGGGAGAGAGCGCUGGUAACUACGAGGCCGUAUGGACAGUGGCAACACCGGAGAAGGAUCCUGUGCUGGCAAAGGCCGAAGAAGGUCUCUGUGGACAAUGGAAAUAG